Colletotrichum truncatum is the source of this 456-nucleotide messenger RNA. The record is from RefSeq and is a predicted model, not a curated record. NCBI's taxonomy places the organism in Eukaryota, Fungi, Ascomycota, Sordariomycetes, Glomerellales, Glomerellaceae.
AUGGAUGUGGAGCUUGGCGAGACAGGAGCAAUAGCACCGACCUGCCGCAUCAGCCUCAUCAUCGCCAACAUUAACGAACAUCGCCUUGCUCAUCAAGGCACGACAAGCCCGCAUCACCUUUCUCAUCGACCUCGAACCGGGAGGGCAACGCCCCCGUCACAUACCGCAAUCAUGAAGCCCGUCGUUAGUGCCAUGCAAGCAUGGCAAUGCUCGGCACCGCCCUUCAGCACCGUCAUCUCCGUUUUCGCGAUCAUCAUCCUCGGCGUUCUCAGCAUUCUCUUCAACAAGAACCACCCCGAGCUCGUCGGCGGCACGGAUGACCCCGAGAAUGGCCCUGCCGUCGCAAGCACUCUCUUCGUCGCCGUGCUCGUCUACAUUGGUUUCUUCGUUUUCUGCGGCCUCCAGGGCCUGCUCCACAUCCGCGAGAAUCGACGGGGAGCGAUCGCGUUGCAAUGA